This is a messenger RNA of Saccharomycopsis crataegensis, 936 nucleotides long. RefSeq names its product nicotinamide-nucleotide adenylyltransferase (gene POF1). The transcript has a single exon. Lineage: Eukaryota; Fungi; Ascomycota; Saccharomycetes; Ascoideales; Saccharomycopsidaceae. Gene Ontology annotation, molecular function: nicotinamide-nucleotide adenylyltransferase activity; ATP hydrolysis activity. Gene Ontology annotation, cellular component: cytoplasm; nucleus. The record is from RefSeq and is a predicted model, not a curated record. Bases 1 to 936 code for a protein of 311 amino acids.
AUGCCAAUUAUAAAAAAUUACCAAUCCAUCAUUGAUGAAUUCACAAAAAAUUCAUCGAAAAUUAAGUUUAUAUCACAUCUUGCAGCCAAAAGCCUUGCCAUAUCUAACACUAGCGACGACUAUAACAAACAUAAUGUUUUAUUCCUUGAUUCCUCUUUCAAUCCACCACACAAAGGUCAUAUUUCAAUAAUUGAAAAUGCCAUCAAUCACUACCAAAAAAAAGUGUGCCUGGGCAGCCCAAAUCUUAACACAAUUGUGUUACUGUUAUCUGUCAACAAUGCUGACAAGAUCCAUCCAAAACCAGAACUGUUUGAUAAGCGAUUGCAAAUGAUUGAUCUAUUAUCAAAAGAUCUAUAUAAAAUCAACGGAGAGAAUGUAUCGGUACUUAUUUGUCUUACGAAGCUAGCAAAAUUUACUGAUAAAUAUGAAGAGUUGAAGAAGUAUUUAUCGUUGCCUGACUCUGGUGAUGAUAUUGUGGUGAAGUCAUUGAAGAAGUUGCAAGAAGCGGAUCGCUUGAAUUUAGCAUUCUUACUAGGUUUCGAUACAUUGAUUCGGAUAUUUGACUCUAAAUAUUAUAAACCGAAAACAAUUGAUGAAUCCCUCAAUGAAUUCAUUCAAGGAUCGGAGUUGGUAUGUCUUGCAAGAGAUAAUGGGAAUGAUGAUAUAUUGAGCCAAGAGGCUUACAUCGAGUCUAUAAAAUCCGGAGAAAUUGAUGGAGUUCCAAAACAUUGGGCUUCUAGAAUUGUGAUUUUAAAUCCUAUCAAAGAUGAGAACUCCAAGUUUUUGACUACCGUCUCCUCCUCAGAAAUUAGAAAUUCAUUGGGAAGAUAUUACGGGAAUGAAGGUAAGAAUGAAGAUAUUGACGAAUUUUUAUCUAAAAGAACUAUUCCUAGUAUAAAAGACUGUAUUUUGAAAAACAAAUAUUACGACAAUUGA